Messenger RNA from Phasianus colchicus (ring-necked pheasant), 594 nucleotides. NCBI's taxonomy places the organism in Eukaryota, Metazoa, Chordata, Aves, Galliformes, Phasianidae. The record is from RefSeq and is a predicted model, not a curated record.
UCCCUGAGCCGUGCGGUGACGCUGCGGUGCCCCGGUGUCCCAGGCGCGGUGCGCGGGGUGGCCGCGCUGCCGUUGGCGCAGACGCUGCACGCGAUGGGCGCCGGACGGACGCGAGCCGGGGAAAAAAUCGACCCCGCUGUGGGAGCCGAGCUGCUGGUGGAGGCGGGGCAGCGACUGCGGGAAGGUGACCCCUGGCUGCGGCUGCACCACAACGGCCGCGUUGGGACCGCGCAGCGCCAGGCACUGCAGAGCGCGCUGCUGCUGGAACCGGACCCGGUUCGCGGUACCGACACCGAUACCGGCACCGGCACCGGCACCGCCGCGCUGCCCCGCAUCGCCGACAUCAUCCUGCCCCGCACGGAGCUCCGCGGGGAACAAUAACGGCGGCGCGGCGGUUCCGUGCGGGGGAGAAUCCGUGAGCGGAUCGACACCGAACCGACCCGCAGUGACACCGAACCGCCCCGGUCCCGCAGCGACACCGAACCGACCCGCAGUGACACCGAACCGCCUCAGUCCCUACGCAACACCGAACCGGUCCGGUCCCGCAGCGACACCGAACCGGUCCGGUCCCGCAGUGACACCGAACCGCCUCAG